GCAACUGCAGCAAUAAUCAGAUCCUCCAUCCCGCGGCGGCCGUGAGCACCAACACUCACGCAUUCCUUCCUACUCCGCGAGAUCUCCGGAUUCGUUUCGGUGUUUUGCGAGUCGCGCCCGGAGAAGAGGAGAGGAAAUCCGGUCAAUCGCGGCGUCGGCGUGCCGUCGCUUGGGGUGGUGUUGGUGGUUCUGAAUUUUGAUUGCUUCGUGCUUUUCGUUUGGGGGAGGGCAGUGGUCGCCAUGGGAUUGGGGAACGAGGCGAGCUCGUCGUCGUCGCGGCUGCUGGAUCCGGCGCCUCUGCUGCCGCACCACGGUGGAGAUGGCGCCGGGAAGCUGUCGUCGCAGCCCAAGACCUUCGCGAACGUCUUCAUCGCGGUGGUCGGCGCCGGCGUGCUGGGGCUGCCGUACACGUUCUCGCGGACCGGGUGGGCGGCGGGGUCCAUCCUCCUGCUCUCCGUCGCGGCGCUCACCUUCUACUGCAUGAUGCUGCUCGUCGCCUGCCGCCGCCGCCUCGCCGACGAGCACCCGAAGAUCGCCUCCUUUGGGGACUUGGGGGACGCCGUGUUCCGCGGUCCGGGGCGCCUCGCCGUGGACACCAUGCUGGUGCUCAGCCAGGCCAGCUUCUGCGUCGGGUACCUCAUCUUCAUCUCGAACACCAUGGCGCACCUUUACCCCGUCUUCGCGCCCUCCUCCAACGCGCUCCUCUCCCCAAAGGCGCUCUUCAUCUGGGCCAUGCUGCCGUUCCAGCUCGGGCUCAACUCCAUCAAGACGCUGACGCUCCUCGCGCCGCUCAGCAUCUUCGCCGAUGUGGUUGACCUCGGCGCCAUGGGCGUCGUUCUCGGGGAGGACGUGUCCGUCUGGCUCGCCAAACCACCACCCGUCUUCGCCUUCGGCGGCCUGAGCGCGAUCCUGUACGGCAUCGGCGUGUCCGUGUACGCCUUCGAGGGAAUCGGCAUGGUCCUUCCGCUUGAGGCGGAGGCCGCCAACAAGAAGAAGUUCGGGACCACGCUCGGGCUAUCCAUGGGGUUCAUCGCCGUCAUGUACGGCCUGUUCGGCGCCAUGGGGUACAUCGCUUUCGGCGACGCCACGCGCGACAUCAUCACCACCAACCUCGGGACCGGGUGGCUCUCGGCCGCCGUGCAGCUCGGGCUGUGCAUCAACCUCUUCUUCACCAUGCCGGUGAUGAUGCACCCCGUGUACGAGGUCGCCGAGCGGCUGCUCCACGGCAAACGCUACUGCUGGUGGCUGCGGUGGCUGCUCGUCCUGGCCGUCGGCCUCUCGGCCAUGUACGUGCCCAACUUCACCGACUUCCUGGCGCUCGUCGGGAGCAGCGUCUGCGUCCUGCUCGGCUUCGUGCUGCCGGCCUCGUUCCACCUCAAGGUGUUCGGCGCCGAGAUGUCCUGGUCCGGGGUGCUCAGCGACGUCCUGCUCGUCCUGCUCGGCCUCUCGCUCGCCGUCUUCGGCACCUACACGUCCCUGCUGCAGAUCUUCCAUUCCUCCAGCGCUUAAUCUCUGGAGAAUCUUUACGGAUAGCUGCGCCGAUGAUUGAUUUGCUCAUUUGCUUCGCGCGCGGGUGUCAGCCUGUCAGGUACGCUGGUUGCAUUCUUCGUGUACAGAGAAGGUGAUCGGUCGAUCAGAGGGGCAAUGCCCAAUUCAGCUUGCUGUUGAUUUGGGCAUGGACAGCGUGCAUCGGCCGCAUUCUUUCGAUUACAAGUCAGAUGGUUUGUACAAGUUAGCGUGGAUGGCAUGGAGAAAUCUGUAUGGUUUUGCAACGACAGAUUCCCAUAGCUACUCGUGUCAGUUAAUAUUUAUGUGUAUGUCUUGGAUGUUUCAGCUGCUGCAUUGCACGGUGGAAUCGAUGAAAGGACAUAGUAAGUUUCAGUCUAAGUUUAAGCCUAUUUAGUUGAUAAAUAAAGUGUCUAGUUGAGGUUGCAGCUUGUGUGCGGUACUGCGGGUUGUGUCAAUUAGGAAGGCAAGCAAUCGGGACGACUUGGCAAAGUAUACAUUCUAUUCUGUUCAUUCUGUUUUGUCCCAAGCAAGUAAACUUGUAAUGCCCCAACUACCAAUCGAAAUAUCGAAUCUUCUUUCAGCUUGCCUGUUA
Molecule: messenger RNA, 2101 nt
Organism: Oryza sativa Japonica Group (Japanese rice)
Lineage: Eukaryota; Viridiplantae; Streptophyta; Magnoliopsida; Poales; Poaceae
Product: amino acid transporter AVT3B
Biological process (GO): amino acid transmembrane transport
Cellular component (GO): vacuolar membrane
Molecular function (GO): L-amino acid transmembrane transporter activity
Source: RefSeq, a predicted model, not a curated record